Messenger RNA from Penicillium chermesinum, 822 nucleotides. Its product is annotated as polyamine acetyltransferase. Gene Ontology annotation, cellular component: cytoplasm. The transcript is spliced from 3 exons. Gene Ontology annotation, molecular function: aralkylamine N-acetyltransferase activity. The coding region runs from base 1 to 822 and encodes 273 amino acids. NCBI's taxonomy places the organism in Eukaryota, Fungi, Ascomycota, Eurotiomycetes, Eurotiales, Aspergillaceae. The record is from RefSeq and is a predicted model, not a curated record.
AUGUCAGACCCCAGUGACCGCCCUUCCGAGUCUAUGCCCGGCCAAGAGAUCCCGGGUCUGAAGCCUUCGUCGAACGCGGACGAUCUGUCUUUGGACAAUUCUGACAACAAUGAGCUGUCGCGAAUUAUGAACCGUGCCUCGAUGCCCAAUGGCUUCCCCCUUGACGACGAUGAAGGCGACGAAGAAGGAGACGAGGACUACGUCUCGGUGGAUCAAGAGGAUGCAAACGACUUCCCCUACUGGUUCCGCCGUCCCCCCACCCAUCACCGAUCCAAGCUUGAUGAACUCCACCCAUUUGUUCAACUUCUCUCCACGUCAAACGUGGAUGACUGCUGUAAAUUUGUCUACCGUCUGUCUCGAUGCCCCGAACUCAGUCUUGGCCUGUUCACAUUGCCUCUCAAGGAUGAUACGAAGCCCAAGCCUCGCCCGACGCUCGUCGGACACAUCAUCGCUACCCGUACUUCGGAGCCCUGCGUGACAGAUCGAUCGAUGCGUCUGCCCUCCAAUUGGCAGAACGAGCGUUGGACAUUCGAGGAUAACCAGGCUAUCGGUCACGAAGAGGGUGGUAGCACUAUUGCCAUCCAUUCUCUUGCAGUUUGUCCUGAGCACCAGGGCAAGCAAGUUGGCAGUACCUUGAUGAAGUCUUACAUUCACCGUAUCCGUGAAGCCCAAAUCGCAGACCGUGUCGCUAUCAUCGCUCAUGACCACCUGGUUCCCUUUUAUGAAUCGUUCGGGUUCGAGUCUCGUGGUCCUAGCAAGUGCCAGUUCGGAGGUGGUGGCUGGGUGGACCUUGUGCUCGAAUUCGGCAGUGAGUCGAAUUAA